AUGGGAAAAUCAGGAAAAUUUGAAUAUGGAUUUGGAAUUUUUGGUUCGACUACUGGAUUAACUCAUAUUAUUGUACAACACAUGGAAUGGAGGCUCGAGAUCGAACUAUUAAUGCAUGUAUUUAUUCCUCCAACCCAACUGAUGUUAAGUAUCUCAUUCUCAACAGAUCCAGCGGUUCCCUUUGUCCCAUCCUCCCCCGAAGAUUUGUUCAUUGUGGUCAGUGAGGAAGACAAUUCUUCCAUCAUCCCCUGUCGCACGACCGAUCCUAACACUCAAGUCACCCUGAUGAACAAGGAAGGGAAAAUUCUGUAUGCCUCUUACGACAACAGGCUGGGCUUCAUUGGAAACUUCUCUUUGGGGUCCUACAUAUGCAAGACAACUGUCAAAGCAGUCGAAUUCCAGUCCGGUGAAUUUUUCAUCUAUGUUUACAAAGGUAACAAGAAUAAAGGAAUAAUCACCCUUGAUGACAUCAAAAAUCCAACCCAGAAGCUGAUUUAUAAUUUAACCAUUCCAGAUGCCUCCGUGAAAGACAGUGGCGAUUACGAGUGUGCUGUCCGACAUGUGACCAAAGAUUUUAAGAAAAUGGAGAGAAUAGCCAUCUAUGUUCACGAUAAAGGGUUCAUCGAUUUGAAACCUCUUUUCAAGCCCACGGAAGCCCUCAAUCUACAUGAAGUGAAAAACUUUGUGAUUUAUGUCGACGCAUACCCAGAGCCGAAAUUGCUUUGGCUGAAGGACAACGUCACUCUGAUGGAGAAUCUCACAGAGAUUGUAACCAGUUCCAAGCAAAUCAAUGAAACCAGAGAAUACAAGCAAAACAACCCUCCUGUUUCCAUUUCUGAAGCUUCCUCAAUUAACAACGUUCCAGCUUUAAUUCGAGACCUGAUAGAUAAUCACCAUGGCUCUUCUGGGCAGAGUGUCAAAUGCUUGGCAGAAGGCACACCCCUCCCCGAUGUGGAAUGGCUGGUUUGCAAGGACAUUAAGAAAUGCAACAAUGACACCUCAUGGACUCUCCUGACCAACAACAUCUCUGAUGUCACGGUGGAGACUCAUCUCGAUGAAAGGAACAUGGUAGCCAGUCAGGUGACUUUUCAGAAGGUGGAAGAAAUCAUGGCUGUUCGUUGUAUGGCAAAGAAUGACCUUCGGACUGUUACAAGGGAACUCAAGCUUGUGGCUCCUACCUUAAGAGAAACAGGAGGCCCUGAACAGCACAGAUGCGACGACUCCAGAGAGACCUCCAUCUCCACCCUUUACAGCCCCACCAAGUAUGAAGGUAAGGAUCUACAGAAUGGGGUGUGCUUAUGGAAUUUGAAUUUUGAAUUUUGA
Messenger RNA from Thamnophis sirtalis, 1323 nucleotides. The record is from RefSeq and is a predicted model, not a curated record. Lineage: Eukaryota; Metazoa; Chordata; Lepidosauria; Squamata; Natricidae.